AUGGCGGCCAUUCGGAAGCAACAAGCGGAGUCAGUUUGGUCAGGAGCCAAUGUUCUGUACCUCUUGAUUGCUUUCCGCGUCUGCAAUGCUCUUCUCAUCCGCACCUUCUUUCAACCAGACGAAUACUUUCAAUCUCUGGAGCCAGCUUGGGACAUAGCUUUUGGCCCAUCUAGUGGCGCGUGGAUAACUUGGGAAUGGCGACAGCGACUCAGGUCUUCGCUACAUCCUUUUCUCUUUGCAGCAGUCUAUCGCGUGACAGCAUUGAUUGCUGAUGCUCUACAUCUGGAGGCAGUGACUCGAGCGGAACUGUUACUAGCGGCUCCAAAACUUCUUCAAGCGGGUUUUGCAGCUACUACCGACUACUUCAGUUGGAAGCUGGCGACAAAGGCGUAUGGUAAAGAUUCGAGGGCUUCUUCUGCUGCGCUCUUCUUGACUGUCUUCAGUCCAUGGCAAUGGUUUUGCUCGACAAGGACGCUUUCUAACUCUCUGGAGACUACGCUGACUACCAUUGCUCUAUGGCUUUGGCCACUGCGUAAUGACCCCAAGCAACCUGGUUCCAAUGCUACGAGUCUCCGGAUGGCUCUGGCAUUGGCUGCUGUUGCUACAGUACUAAGACCAACUAAUGCGAUCAUCUGGAUUGUCAUGGUUGUAUAUACAGCAGCACCAGGCAAGGACAUCAAUACGACAAGAGCCCUGUGGACUUUGGCUGUAGAAUUCCGCGAGGCGGUGAUCUCAGGUGUCUCGAUAGUCGCUACCUCGCUCGUCGCGGAUCGUCUAUACUAUGGCGACUGGACUUUUCCGCCACUUCGCUUCAUCCAUUUCAAUGUCGUGCAAUCUCUUGCUGUCUUCUAUGGCAGAAACAGACCCGACUACUACUUGACCGAGGGACUUCCCUUGCUCCUGACCACGACACUACCAUUUGCCAUAUGGGGCUGCUGGUCUGCUUUCUCAAACAAAGGAUACAGUUCUGAUUGCCAGAAAGUCACUCGACCUUUGGCGAUUUCCGUGUUCGUUUUCGUCACGAUCAUGAGCUUGAUCGGCCACAAGGAAGUCAGAUUUAUCUACCCACUCCUACCAGGACUACUGGUGCUGGCAUCAGGCCCUCUUUCGCAGUUCUUCUCGCCGCUGCUGUUACCCAGACGUGCAAUGAAGAAGAUUCUCUUGCUCAUCUUCGUUGCUAUCAACGUGACCCUGGCCUUGUACAUCAGCCAGGUCCACCAGCGAGGUGUCAUCGACGUAGUGCAUCAUCUCCGGCACGAACACGAGCUCAAACAGUCCUCAAAUACUACAGUCAUGUUCAUGAUGCCCUGUCACAGUACACCUUGGAGAAGCCACCUGGUUUACCCUAGCAUCGAUGCACGAGCACUGACAUGCGAACCACCGCUUGAUAUUCCGAUAGAGGCAAGAUCUUCUUAUCUUGAUGAAGCCGACCAAUUCUACGAAGAUCCAAUCAUUUGGAUGCGUAAGCACAUGGAAGAUCUGGACUCUCUCAGUAAGAGACAGUCGACCACCGCAAUCGACAUCCAUCAGGACAAGGCACAGUGGCCAGAGUAUCUGGUCUUCUUUGAGCAACUAGAGCCUAUUAUGAUGGAGUACCUGGCCAAGACGGAAUACAGACAAUGCUGGCGAGGCUUUAACACGCACUGGCACGAUGACUGGAGACGCCAGGGGGACGUAAUGGUGUGGCGUCUGGGUGAAUGUGUAUAG
Aureobasidium melanogenum CBS 110374 is the source of this 1707-nucleotide messenger RNA. RefSeq lists its product as uncharacterized. Bases 1 to 1707 code for a protein of 568 amino acids. Gene Ontology annotation, biological process: GPI anchor biosynthetic process. Gene Ontology annotation, cellular component: endoplasmic reticulum membrane. The record is from RefSeq and is a predicted model, not a curated record. NCBI's taxonomy places the organism in Eukaryota, Fungi, Ascomycota, Dothideomycetes, Dothideales, Saccotheciaceae. Gene Ontology annotation, molecular function: alpha-1,2-mannosyltransferase activity. The transcript has 6 exons.